GGGAAGAGCUUCAGGCACCAGAGUGCUCUCAAAAUACACCAGCGCAUUCACACUGGAGAAAAACCAUAUCAGUGCUCACAGUGUGGAAAGAGUUUUAAUGGACAGAGCCAUCUUAAAAUACACCAGCACAUUCACACUGGAGAGAAACCGUAUCAGUGCUCACAGUGUGGAAAGAGUUUUAAUGUACAGAGUAAUCUCAAAAAACACCAGCGCAUUCACACUGGAGAGAAACCGUAUCAGUGCUCACAGUGUGGAAAGAGUUUUAAUCAACAGAGUGCUCUCAAAAUACACCAGCGCAUUCACACUGGAGAGAAACCGUAUCAGUGCUCACAGUGUGGAAAGAGUUUUAAUGGACAAAGUAAUCUCAAAAACCACCAGCGCAUUCACACUGGAGAGAAACCAUAUCAGUGCUCAGAGUGUGGAAAGAGUUUUAAUGGACAGAGUGAUCUUCAAAUACACCAGCGCAUUCACACUGGAGAGAAACCGUAUCAGUGCUCACAGUGUGGAAAGAGUUUUAAUGGGCAGAGUAAUCUCAAAAAACACCAGCGCAUUCACACUGGAGAGAAACCAUAUCAGUGCUCACAGUGUGGGAAGAGUUUUAAUGGACAGAGUGCUCUCAAAAUACACCAGCGCAUUCACACUGGAGAGAAACCAUAUCAGUGCUCACAGUGUGGAAAGAGUUUUAAUGGACAGAGUGAUCUGAAAAUACACCAGCGCAUUCACACUGGAGAGAAACCAUAUCAGUGCUCACAGUGUGGAAAGAGUUUUAAUAUACAGAGUAAUCUCAAAAAACACCAGUGCAUUCACAUUUUACAGAAAUGAUGCUCACA
Trichomycterus rosablanca is the source of this 830-nucleotide messenger RNA. RefSeq names its product zinc finger protein 239-like. The record is from RefSeq and is a predicted model, not a curated record. Lineage: Eukaryota; Metazoa; Chordata; Actinopteri; Siluriformes; Trichomycteridae. Gene Ontology annotation, biological process: regulation of DNA-templated transcription. The transcript has a single exon. The annotation marks the transcript as partial. Gene Ontology annotation, molecular function: RNA polymerase II cis-regulatory region sequence-specific DNA binding; DNA-binding transcription factor activity, RNA polymerase II-specific.